AUGGCCGACGUCCGCGCCCUUCUCCGCCAGCAACGAGCCGCCCGCCGCAUCACCCACCCCCUCGCCACCUACUCCGACGCCGGCAAGCUCCUCUGCACCCUCUGCCGCGACCAGAUCCGCGCCGAGGCCCAUUGGGACGCCCACCUCCUGAGCGACAAGCACAAGAAGCUGCUUGCUGCUGCACCCAAUGGCGAAGAAGAUGACCAGGACGAGGCUGAGGGCGAGGCUGAAGCUGGCGAAGACGAUGCUAGAGCAGCAGACGACGCAAUGUCCACCACCUCGCAGAAACGAAAGAUCGAUGAUCUGGGAACAGACGACGAGGACCUAGACAUGGACCACGACCAAGACGAGCGCAGGAAACGAAACAAACCCGAAGCCUCUGAUCUGUCUCGCAAAAAAUCCACCAUGCCAUCUCAAGGCGUCGAAGUCCAGAUCCCCUCCAGAUCCUCAACGCCAAUCCACCAUCGCGAGCACUCAUCCUCCUCUUCCGUCCACUCUCAGCCCGCAACAGCAGCCAUAGCAACAACCACAACGAUGACAACAUCCCUUCCCUCCCGCCAAGCCAGCAACCUCGCCACUCCAGCAUCCUCCUCCUCCAUGAUGAGCGUCCAAUACACCAACCCUCAACCCUCUACCACAACCACAAUCACAACCACCACCGCUCCAACAACAACAACAACAACAACAACAACAGCACAAGCACAAGUCGACGAAGACGAAUGGGCCGCCUUCGAAGCCGACAUCGCUGCCACAACCGCCGCAGUACCCUCUUACGACGACGCCACCAUCUCCCGUCCCGCAAUGACAGCCGAAGAAUCCGCCCUCGCAAAAGAAGCCUUGGCCGCCGAAACAGAAGCCCAAAACCCCGAGUCCCGCAAGUCCAAAGCCGACGCAGACAUCGAAGACGAGCGCGAGGAAGCUACCCGCGCGCUGGAAGACGAAUUCGAAGAGAUGCAAGAGCUCGAGGCGCGAGUCCAGCGACUAAAAGAGAAGCGCGAGGCCUUGCUACGUACCCGGAGAGAGAGUCUCGUAGAACCUGUUGUAGACAUUCCCAAGCCUCAGGAGGCGACUGUAAAACCUACACCUGGUGCAGAAGACGACGAAACAAAGGAGAAUGUCAAGGCUGCUGAGGAUGUGGAUGACACAGAGGCCGAAGACGAUGAGGAUGAUGAAGACGACUGGGAUGGUUUCCGCUUCCGAACAGGGCGGUAA
Molecule: messenger RNA, 1212 nt
Organism: Trichoderma gamsii
Lineage: Eukaryota; Fungi; Ascomycota; Sordariomycetes; Hypocreales; Hypocreaceae
Exons: 1
Coding region: 1-1212 (403 amino acids)
Biological process (GO): nuclear DNA replication; mitotic DNA damage checkpoint signaling; mitotic DNA replication checkpoint signaling
Cellular component (GO): nucleus; spliceosomal complex
Molecular function (GO): zinc ion binding; nucleic acid binding
Source: RefSeq, a predicted model, not a curated record